Messenger RNA from Miscanthus lutarioriparius, 594 nucleotides. The record is from the annotation of a GenBank genome assembly. NCBI's taxonomy places the organism in Eukaryota, Viridiplantae, Streptophyta, Magnoliopsida, Poales, Poaceae.
AUGGCGUCAGCAGCACCGUUCCCCAGCAGCCUCCUCUUCCCGACCAGACCAAGCACGCCACCGCUCCCGUCGUCCUCCUCCCGACCGUCUCACACUCACUCCAGCCCCCACCUCCGCACCCGAUCUCCGAACCCUAACAAUCCAGCGCCCGCGGCCGCGUCCUCUCGGAUGGAGGUCGCGCAGCCCCACCAGGCGAGCGACGCCCAGGGAGGAGCGGAGGAGCCGGCCAUGAAGCUGCUGUUCGUGGAGAUGGGCGUCGGCUACGAUCAGCACGGCCAGGACAUCACCGCCGCCGCCGUGCGCGCCUGCAAGGACGCCAUCACCUCCAACUCCAUCCCCGCCUUCCGCGGCGGGUCCAUUCCUGGAGUGAACACCGACCAGAUGAAGCUGCAGAUCAAGCUCGGGGUGCCGAAGUCGACGCAGCACUUGCUGGAUGCUGAGAGAGUCAAGGCCGUCUUCCCCUACGGCAAAAUAAUCAGCUUCGAGGUAGUUGAUGGUGGCAUGAUCUGUUCAAGCGGCGUGUGCCUGGAAGCAAUGGGGGAUAAGAACGAUGACUGCUACAUAGUCAACGCUGCAGUGUAUGUCGGCUACUGA